Molecule: messenger RNA, 5047 nt
Organism: Salvelinus fontinalis (brook trout)
Lineage: Eukaryota; Metazoa; Chordata; Actinopteri; Salmoniformes; Salmonidae
Product: NLR family CARD domain-containing protein 3-like
Exons: 7
Molecular function (GO): protein binding
Source: RefSeq, a predicted model, not a curated record
UUUGUCCACAGACACCAACAGAACAGACCAAAGUCAGAGAUUCCUAGUGGUCAGUCUGCCCAGAGUCAUCAACCAGACCUGCCCGCUAUACUAAAAUCACUUGAAGAAAAUUCCAUCAGAUUUGUGAAGAAUGAGUUGAAGAAUAUCAACAGGAUUCUAAGUUAUGAGGGUUCAGAUCACCCAGUAUUCUUCGGGAGUCAGACAGAGGAUAAAGAUGUGGAUAAGCCCGAGAGGAUUGCCCGAGAGGGUGCUCUGGACAUCACACUGUACAUUUUGAGGAACAUUAACCAGAAGGACCUCGCUGACAAACUGGAGAAAAGUACACCUGCCAUGAAGAGCCAACGUAAGCUAAAAUCUCAUCUGAAAAAUAAGUUUGAAUGUGUAUUGGAGGGAAUAGCUAAACAAGGAAACUCCAGACUUCUCAGUAAGAUCUAUACAGAGCUCUAUAUCACAGAGGGUAGAAGUGGAGGAGUCAAUCAUGAAAAUGAGAUGACACAGAUUGAGGCAGCAUCCAGGAGACCAGCAACACAUGAGACACCAAUAAAAUGCAAUGACAUCUUUCAGCCCUUACCCGGACAAGACAAAUCUAUCAGAACUGUGCUGACAACGGGAGUUGCUGGCAUUGGAAAAACAGUCUCUGUGCAGAAGUUCAUUCUGGACUGGGCUGAAGGGAAAGCAAAUCAGGAGCUUCAGUUCAUAUUUCCACUUUCUUUUCGGGAGAUGAAUUUGAUGAAGGAGAGAAACCACAGCUUGAUGGAACUUCUUCAUCGCUUUGUUAUGGAAACCAAAGAAUCAGGAAUCUCUAACUAUGACAAGUACAACGUUUUAUUUGUCCUUGAUGGUCUGGAUGAGUGUCGACUUCCUCUAGACUUCAAGAACAACAAGAUCUGUUUUGAUGUCACAGAGUCUACCUCAGUGGACGUGCUGCUGACAAAUCUCAUCAAGGGGAAUCUGUUUCCCUCUGCUUUCCUCUGGAUAACCUCCCGACCUGCAGCAGCCAAUCAGAUCCCUCCGGGGUGUGUUGACCAGGUGACAGAGGUACGAGGGUUCAAUGAUCCACAGAAGGAGGAGUACUUCAGGAAGAGAAUCACUGAUGAGAAUUUGGUCAGCAGAAUCAUCUCACAUAUCAAGAUAUCAAGGAGCAUCCACAUUAUGUGCCACAUACCCGUCUUCUGUUGGAUUUCUGCUACAGUUUUUGAGAACAUAAUGAAGACAGAAAAAAGAGUGAUGCCCAAGACUCUGACUGAGAUGUACAUGUACUUCCUCAUAUUUCAGUCCAAACAGACAAUGGUGAAGUUUGAAGGGAAAGAGCAGAUUGAUCAACACUGGGAUAAAGAGAGCAUUAUGUCCCUGGGAAAACUGGCUUUCCAACAGUUGGAGAAAGGCAAUCUGAUUUUCUAUGAGGAAGACCUGAAAGAAUGUGGUAUUGAUGUCAAAGAGGCAUCAGUGUACUCAGGACUGUGCACACAGAUCUUCAGAGAGGAGUGUGGGCUGUACCAGGAGAAGGUAUACUGCUUUGUUCAUCUGAGCAUUCAGGAGUUCAUGGCUGCUGUGUAUGUGUUCCUCUCAGUCAUCAACAACAACGUGAAUCUAAUGGCCAAACCGCAAUCAACCUCUGCCAAGCUGCGGACACUGUCUAUUGACAACCGUCUAAUCGACCUGGCAAGGAGUGCAGUGGAUAAGGCUUUAGAGAGUGAGAGUGGACACCUGGACCUGUUCCUCCGCUUCCUUCUGGGCCUCUCACUGAAGUCCAAUCAGACUCUCCUACGAGGCCUACUAACACAGACAAGUAGCAACUCACAGACCAAUGAAAUGAUUGUCAAGUACAUCAAGGCAAAGAUGAGGGACAAGCCCACCUCAGAGAGAUGCAUCAAUCUGUUCCACUGUCUGAAUGAGUUGAAUGACCAUUCUUUAGUGGAGGAGAUCCAAAGCUACCUGAGAUCAGGAAGUCUCUCAGAAGCCAGCCUCUCAUCUGCUCAUUGGUCAGCUCUGGUCUUUGUGUUGCUGACUUCAGAAGAGAAGCUGGAUGUGUUUGACCUGAAGAAAUACUCCAGAUCAGAGGAAGGUCUUGUUAGGCUGCUGCCAGUGGUCAAAGCCUCCAGAACAGUUCUGCUGAAUGGAUGUAACCUCACAGAGAGCUGCUGUGCUUCUCUGGCCUCGGCUCUCAGCUCAAACUCCUCCCAACUGAGAGAGCUGGACCUGAGUAACAAUGACUUGCAGGAUUCAGGAGUGAAGCUGCUGUCUGCUGGACUGGAGAGUCCACACUGUCAACUGGAGACACUGAGGCUGUCGGGCUGCCUGGUCACAAAGGAAGGCUGUGCUUCUCUGGCCUCAGCUCUGAAGUCAAACCCCUCCCAUCUAAGAGAGCUGGACCUAAGCUACAAUCACCCAGAAGACUCAGCUCUGAAGCUGUUCUCUGCAGGACUGGAGAAACUAAAUUUGGACAAUGGGGAAGCGCGCUGGUUACAACCAGGGCUUAAAAAAUAUGCCUGUGAACUCAAACUGGACCCAAACACAGCAGGCAGACAGCUCAUUCUGUCUGAGGACAACAGAAAAGUGACAUCGGUGGAGAGAUUUAAGGACCGGCCACAGGUGCUGUGUAGAGAGGGUCUGACUGGGCGUUGUUACUGGGAGGUAGAGUGGAGUGGGGAAAAAACUCGUUUGGCAGUGACCUAUAAAAGAAAAAGCUGUUUUGUUUCCAAUCUACUUGGAAGCAAUGACAUAUCUUGGGGUCUGGGAUGCUAUAGUGAUGGUUAUACUGCCUGGCACAAUGGUAAUCACACUACCAUACUGGCCCCUUACUCCAAUAGAGUUGGAGUGUAUCUGGACUAUCAGGCUGGUUCUCUUGCCUUCUAUAGCAUCUCCUCUGACACACUGACCCACCUGCACACAUUCCACACUACAUUCAAAGAGCCCCUCUAUCCAGGGUUUUUGGUUGAGGAGUCAGUGUCCCUUUGCCGAGUGAUUUUUAGCUCGAGCUGCUAGACCUUAUUGUUAGAAGCCUGGUCUCUAAAAUCGACUUUCUUAGCAACUGGACCUUCCAGGUAAAUCUGGCUAUUCAAAUCCAUCUUCCUUCUUCUUUGGUACAAAAUACAGUUUCCCAUCAAUAGAAGAAAAUGUUAUGUAGCAUAUUAUGUAUUCAAGUAGGCCUACAGAUAUUAUACAAUUAAAAAUAAUUAAACAUGAAGAAGGAAGUUAAGCGAUGUUGCCAUAGACCUAAUGUAUUGACCUUCAGGUUAUUGGUUAGGUUAGAUAAUAGUAGCCUAUAGACCUAAUAGAUAGGCCUACGAAUAUUGAAACAGCUCAGACAGUGUCUAAUGGUUUAAUACUAGGUAGGUCUAUCGAUUGAGCAUACAUGAAAGUGAUGUCAAUAUAUAGCCUAAUAAUCUAGCUAUUAUAUAAUUCAGUUAUUUUGCUUAGCUUGUUUUUAACAUUGCAAACUUUUUAAGCUAUUUAUAUUCAACUAUUAAGUUUUUGGUGGUCACAGAGAGACAUAUAAACAUCUUCAUUCUAUGUUUAGCGUAGAUGUUCUGUGUGUAAAGUGAAGCGAGAGGGCAAACGGUGAUCUAACGACGAAUUUAGCUGUUCUACGAGUUGUCUGAGGCAGGCGUUAGAUUACGAGCAAUUUCAAGUGCAAUGUUAAUAAAGACGGUUUUGGGAAACGCUCGGUAAUGUAAAUAUGGUUUUACGAACGUUCUAACGAUGAAUUUAGCCUUAAGAUGCUUUUGGGAAACCGGGCCCUAAUUGAAAAAACGUGUAUGUUUCUACGGUAUAUUACUAUAAACACUUAUGUUCCUAGUCAGUUUGAAUGCCUAUCACUAAACCCAAUUUACGGGGGUAGGGGUAUACCGCCACCCUCUGGUCACUCCAGGGAAUUUCAGGGUAUUGGUAAAUUACCUGAGCCUCGUUUCCCACUUGCGAUGUAGCCUAAUUUAAAACAAUACGAUGAUCGUACGCUACCAGCUUUCACUAAGUGUAUCGUUAGACAACCUGGUCUCAGUGUAUUUCGUAUUAUUCUCUAGAGCAAUUCAAUACACUCCAUUUAGUAUUAUUUUUUAUUUAACCUUUAUCUAACUAGGCAAGUCAGUUAAGAGCAAAUGCUUACUUACAAUGAUAGCCUACCCCAGCUAAACCCUAACCUGGAUGACGCUGGGCCCUAUGGGACUCCCAAUCACAGCCUGUUGUGAUACUGCCUGGAAUCAAACCAGGGUCUGUAGUGACACCUCUAGCACCGAGAUGCAGUGCCUUAGACUGCUGCGCCACUCGGGAGCCCAAAAUGAUAUGUUAUGUUUUGUAUGGUAUGUAUUAGUCCUAACUUGUGGAUUUCCAUCAUUCAUGUCGUAUGAUAUGUCAUGAUUUUGUAAAACGUAUGAUAUGUUACGAAUUUGUGCAACAUAUAUGUUACGAAUUUGUCAAAUGUAUGAUAUGCUACGAAUUUGUAAAAUGUAUGAUAUGUUGCAAAUUGGUAAAAUGAUUUUAUUUGUUUAUUUCCUGUGUUACGUCUAGUCUAUGAGACCAGGCUGCGUUAGACUGUAGAUAUUGAUAGGAUCGAAAAGAAAAGCAGCGCUGCUCAAGGAUCAGCUUUCUCCAUUAAAAUCUUACCUUAACAUUACAAAUUAUACAACAAUACUGACCACAGAUAAGUUCCUAGUGAGAUAUUACCUAUGGCUGCAAAUAUUGAAGGUGCUUAUUAUGCUUACCCAAUAAUAGAGCUAAUACAUCACAGAUUGGGCACAUGUUGUCACACAUCAUGAAACAUAUUGCGGCAAAAAUGACAGACAGUCGCCCAGUGUUAAAAAUAUAACUUGAUAUGAUUUCAAGGCUCAAUUAUCCUAUUUACAUUUUAAUGCAGGCAUCUCGGUUUUAAUUUGAAGCAUUGUGUUAUCUUUCACUUGUUUGCAGUGGCAACGCGUCAUUCACCUGUUUAGCUUUAAAAAAUAAAAACGUUUGUUGUUGUUGCCUGUUUUGCAUGUUAUUUUGGCAUUAAUGCGUGUCACAUAUCCGUUUGCAAACAAUGUAAAAUAAAUAAAAUAAUUGAGUUAAUGAA